AUGCCUCCUCCUACCCACAAAGCCUCUCUCCUGCAUACCAAGCCUUACUAUAACUCAGAACUCGGGUCUAUCCGGGCUGUAACGGCCGAACAGCUUCCGGUACUGAAGAAUCUCUCGAUCAAGCGGUUGAUUCUGGCGCCGUCAGCUAUUCGUGAGCCCCACUGGCAUGCCAAUGCCAAUGAGUUGGCCUACUGUCUCCGAGGCACGGUCCAAGUCAAUAUCCUCGACACGGGCAAUGUGUUUGCAAACUUCGUCAUUGAAGCUGGUCAGAUGUUCCACGUGGAAUCUGGCUCACUACACCACCUCGAGAACAUCGGAAAUGAGGAAGCAGAGAUCAUCAUUUGCUUCAGGCAUGAACAACCCAAGGACUUUGCCCUUUCUGCCUCAAUGGGCGCUAUGGCGGACUCUGUGCUGGGAAAUACCUACGACCACCCGGCAUCUCACUGGACUCAGAUCAGUCGGACCACACAGCCGAAGUAUAUCGUCCGCCGCAAAGGAGAAUUGAAUAUCCUGUCGACAGCAUACUUCCCCGACCCCCACAAGUUCGAUGUCGAGGAGAUGAAGCCUCCCGUUUCCUCAGAAGUAGGCUCGAACCGCACCGCUCGCAACCAGUUUUGGCCUGCGCUACACAAUAUGUCAAUGUACUCUCUGCGCAUUGAAGAUACCGGCAUGCGCGAGGCUCAUUGGCACCCGGAAACGGCGGAGUUGGGAUACGUCGCCGAGGGCGCCGCUAGAAUGACCAUCAUGGACCCAGAUGGGUCGACAGAUACGUACUACUUGCAGCAGGGAGACAUGUACUACGUCCCGACGGCGUAUCCACACCACAUCGAGGUGCUUGGCUCAGAAAGAAUGCAUUUUUUGAUUUUCUUCGAUCAGCCCAAUCCCAAAGAUGUUGGAUAUCGGUCAUCGGCCACGGCUAUGUCCCGCGAGACUUUGGCUUCGACAUUGGAGGUUGAGGAGCGGGAUUUACCUCGAUUUCCAUUCACAAUUAAGGAUCCUUUGAUUGUGGGGAAAUUAAACCCUGUAGAUGAGGUGAAGUCCAAGCUAUAG
Penicillium macrosclerotiorum is the source of this 1050-nucleotide messenger RNA. Its product is annotated as cupin domain-containing protein. The transcript has a single exon. Lineage: Eukaryota; Fungi; Ascomycota; Eurotiomycetes; Eurotiales; Aspergillaceae. Gene Ontology annotation, cellular component: cell wall. The coding region runs from base 1 to 1050 and encodes 349 amino acids. The record is from RefSeq and is a predicted model, not a curated record.